ACAGAACACAGACACACAAUCACAGAAAGAAAACAAGAUAAAUACACAAAAUGUUCAUCAUAACGGUAAUUAAAUUGCUCCUAUUGGCACUUAACAUAUUUCCAAGCCGAUUCACAAAUCGUCGGAUAAUGUUCCUCAUCUAUAUGACCAAUUUGGUGACACAUGUUAUGAUGGAUGAGCCACGUUUCGCGCAACCUAUACCAAAUGUGACAGUGGCUGUGGGCCGUGAUGCCAAUCUGCCUUGUGUGGUUGAACAUUUGGGUGGUUAUAAGGUGGCCUGGAUCCACAUCGAUCGUCAAAUGAUAUUGACAAUUCAUCGUCAUGUCAUUUCGCGUAUACCACGUUAUAGCAUCACCUACACAGAUAACACCUGGUUACUUCAUGUCAAUCAGGCCCAUCAGGAUGAUCGCGGCUAUUACAUGUGCCAGGUCAAUACAAAUCCCAUGAUCAGUCAAGUGGGUUAUCUUCAGGUGGUCGUUCCUCCCAAUAUCUUGGACAUUGAGAGCACCCCCUCAUCGGUUGCUGUGCGUGAGAAUCAAAAUAUUAAUAUGACUUGCCGGGCCGAUGGUUUCCCAGCUCCCAAAAUUAUUUGGCGUCGUGAGGAUGGCGAAGAAAUUGCGGUUGAAAAGAAAAAGAAAGUUCUGGUCUAUGAUGGCGAUGUCCUGCCACUGACCAAAGUCAGCCGCAAUGAGAUGGGAGCAUAUCUAUGCAUAGCCACAAAUGGUGUACCGCCCUCAGUUUCGAAACGCAUCAUAUUGGAUGUGGAAUUCUCUCCCAUGAUUUGGGUACCGAAUCAACUUGUUGGUGCUCCAGCUGGCACAGAUGUAACCAUCGAUUGCCACACCGAGGCACAUCCCAAAGCCAUCAUCUAUUGGGUAUACAAUUCGGUGAUGGUUUUACCAAGCAAAAAGUAUAAAACCGACUACACUGAGAAUUCCUAUCGCGCCCACAUGAAACUGACGAUAAGAAACCUACAAUAUGGUGACUUUGGCAACUAUCGAUGCAUCUCAAAGAAUUCUCUGGGGGAAACGGAAGGCUCUAUCCGUGUUUAUGAAAUACCUUUGCCAUCAACACCAUCCAAACAAGUAACACACACCACUGUGGAAACCAGGGAGAACAAUAUCAUACCCUCGUCACGCAACGAUUCAACGAAAUCCCUACAAACGGAUGUCUAUGCCAUGAAAAACGAUUUAUCGCCUGGCGGAUCAGCAUCGGCAGCAUCCUCAUCAUCAUCGGCCACAUCGAUGCAAACUUCGGUGCUACCCGGCGGAGUUGGUGCCAUGGGUAAUAGUUUGUCAUCGCUAAAUGGCAAUGGGGGCACAAAAGGCUCACUGGCGAUAGGCAAAAGUAUGUUCUAUACGGAAAGACCACCAAAUGAGUAUGCUGGCAAAAAUGCUGGCUCUUAUCAUAAUAAGCUCUACAAAUUACAUGGUUUACUCUAUUUAUUCAUAUGGACUUGGCUUUGAAAUCAAUAAAUCAACCAACUUAAGGUAAACGAAAACAAAAACAAAAACAAAAAACCAUACACAGAAAACGCAUUUACAAAAUGCAGCCAA
Messenger RNA from Drosophila willistoni, 1556 nucleotides. RefSeq names its product lachesin (gene DIP-delta). The record is from RefSeq and is a predicted model, not a curated record. Gene Ontology annotation, cellular component: neuron projection. Bases 51 to 1466 code for a protein of 471 amino acids. NCBI's taxonomy places the organism in Eukaryota, Metazoa, Arthropoda, Insecta, Diptera, Drosophilidae. The transcript has 11 exons.